This is a messenger RNA of Truncatella angustata, 522 nucleotides long. RefSeq lists its product as uncharacterized. The record is from RefSeq and is a predicted model, not a curated record. Bases 1 to 522 code for a protein of 173 amino acids. The transcript is spliced from 3 exons. NCBI's taxonomy places the organism in Eukaryota, Fungi, Ascomycota, Sordariomycetes, Amphisphaeriales, Sporocadaceae.
AUGCCAACUUUCAAUUUGGAUAUAAGUACACGGGCAAACAGUGGUUCUUACACUGUUUCGGGGCUAGGUUCUCGCAAGCAGGCGAUUACGGCCGCGGGAGGAACAACUUUGGACAUCGCCAUUGCCAUGCUCGAAACUGAUACUAUGACUGCAAACUACACUUAUGGUGACGGCAAGACAUACGACAGCGCCAACUUUGGUAUAAUGAAGCAGAAUUGGGGAAUGCUCCGGGAGUGUUCAUCCCAGUUCAAGGGUGAUUCGGUAGACAACUACAACGAUGGUGCCGUCCUGAACUCCAACCUCGGCCAGGACGUCACUGCAUGCCACGAAUGCCAGAACUACUAUGGAGUGGACAAAUGGUUCCGCGGACACCGUAAUGGUGCAUCUGGACUGAUGAACAGCGAUACAACCGACAUCAAUAACUAUAAGGAAGCCGUAUAUUGGAUUCAAAGCCAGAUUCAGAGUAGCAGUAGCUUCCUGACCGAUGAUACUCGAUUUUGGGUUGACGUGACUGCCAUCUAA